UACCCACACAAAACCACCGGUCGUUCAAAUUCACGAGGCCAAUCUCUUUCUUCUUCUACGCUGCAAAACUUUUGAUAAGGCUUCCAAGUUGCAGCUUCGAAGUUCAUAUCUAUGGAGGUUUCUGGAUUAGUUUCCCGCCAAGUUCCGUGCUUUUCCGGCGCCGGAAUCGAUACCCGGUCUGCAAAUUCAUCGUUUUCCGGCGACGUCCACUUUCCGGGUCGUAAUGAAUUUGGAGUGAGUUUGAGGACCCGAAGGGCUAUGAGUUCUGGGUUUUUCGAUAAGGGGCAUGUGGAGUAUUAUUAUUCGGGUCCCAGAUGCGGUGGUAAUAAGAAGGAGAAGGAGAUCAAGAAGAAAUUGAAGUUGCUUAAAGGAUUGUCGGAGCUGUCUGCGUCUUCUCAGAUUAGUACUGGGUUGGAUUCCGAGGAGGGUUUGGCUGCUCAAGUUCAGGGGAAGCUGAUUUCGGAAGGUGCAGAAGCAUUGCUACAGCAAUUGGAACAGGUAAGAGCUGAGGAGAAGGAGUUGAAGAAAAAGAAGAAAGAAGAGAAGGCGAGGCUUAAAGCAGAGCGGAUGAAAACCAUGAAGGACUGUGAAUCGUCAUCUUCAUCGUCUUCAUCUGAGUCUAGUGAGAGUGAAUGUGGGGAGGUGGUUGACAUGAACAGCCUGAGAGCUGAGGUCCCUGCGCAACCGAUACUAGAGGGUUUGCAGCCAUCGACCCAAGGAGGGGUGGCAUUAUUGACCCAGCCGAGUUCGGUAACCACACUUCAAGAAGAUAAAUGCUGCACUGGAACUAGUACUAGUUGUGGCAGCAGUGACAGUAUUGGUCCUAACAAUGCGGCGAGUAGCUCAGUUAUGGAAGCAUCUGUUGUGACGAAGAUUGAAGUAUGCAUGGGCAAAAAGUGCAAGACAUCAGGAGGUGUAGCCUUGUUGGAAGAAUUCGAGAGGUUGAUGGGUGUCGAAGGAAGUGUUGUUGGGUGCAAGUGUAUGGGAAAAUGCAAAAAUGGUCCAAAUGUGAGGGUUUUGAAUUCUCUGGAUGAGAUUGAAUCCGAAGAAGGAACAGAGGACUCUGUAAGGAAUCCCACUAAUCCUUUGUACGUUGGAGUGGGGCUGGAAGAUGUGAGCCUCAUCGUGGCCAACUUAAUGGGAGAAGUCAAGAAGGAUUUGGGGCUGGCCACUGCAACUUAGAGAAGAAUUCUAUAAUUACCUGCAAUGAAAUUGCAUUGGUUCUUUUCUUAUGCAUGUCUUAUAAAAUACAAGUUUGCGUAGAUCAUAAAUAUUGUUACUCCUUAAAAUGUAGAUAGAUUAGAUCAAUUUUUCAUAUACCUAGUCUCAUCCAUUCCUUACAUACCCCAAGUCCUACGUUUUCUUUGUAUUUGGGUUGUAUAUGACAACGCUCUAAAUUAUAAUGGAUUGUGCUUCUUCCCAAUA
Rosa rugosa (rugosa rose) is the source of this 1425-nucleotide messenger RNA. RefSeq names its product diacylglycerol O-acyltransferase 3. The record is from RefSeq and is a predicted model, not a curated record. The coding region runs from base 112 to 1182 and encodes 356 amino acids. Lineage: Eukaryota; Viridiplantae; Streptophyta; Magnoliopsida; Rosales; Rosaceae. The transcript is spliced from 2 exons.